UUCCACAGCUGGCAAUGGAGUGUGCACUGGAAAAAUCUAGCAAGCAGCACGGAAGGAUUCCUUGGAGCUGUUAAGGGCUGACAACUUUACCAGCCCCUCCACUUACGUCAUCGCUUCAGUGUGUGUGAGUAUGAGGCAAGCACUAGAUCGGACAAGGCCUCCAUAGCACAGAGCUGUAGAUGAGCAUCAGACCCUGAAUAAAUAAGCAGGCCUGCUGGAUGCUGUUUGCUCUGGGAAUGAGAACCGAAGACCCUGCUGAGUGAUGACAGAGCCGGUGCAUUGAGGAUCUGCAACUGAGAACACAGACCCUGAUAUUCUGCAGUUCAUUUAGCAGUCUUUGUAUGAUAGGAAGGAGGGGGAGCUCAAACCAUGGAUUUUCAGUCUGCAAAACCUUUGACGGGUCACAAUGAGGAUGAUGCGAGGUAACCCUUUCCUAGCAGAGAGACUCGUCCAUUUCCUUUUAUCCCUGCAGUGAAGAAAUGCAGCCCAAGAUGUUCCUGGGAUUCUCUCCGGUGCUCAGGCUGUGAUGCCUUCAGGGUUUUUAUCCUGUCCUCUGGAGCUUUGUGGCUGCAGAAAAUUCCUAGCCAUAGACAGGGUGGGAUCAGUGUUUGAGAGAAGCACAUUGCCCCACAGAAAGACAUGGAGAAGCAGGAAGAAAUGAAGUCACAUGCUGACUUAAUACAGCUGUCAGCAUGUCAGGGCUGUCCGGCGUGGCACAGCAGCAUAGUCCCUGAAGCUCUUGUAUGUCAGGACUCAGCCUUGGUGACAGAUAGGCAAGAAGGUGGAACCCCUUCAGUGGAUACUGGCAAUGGGGUAGUUCUUGAACUGACGUCUGGGGUGCCAGAGCCUGGUCUAGAAGUCAGAAACCAGUCAGUCCUGGUCCAAUCCCAGGAAAGCUCCCUGUGGGCCCCAGGCCAAUGGGAGGUGCCAAUGCAACCUCUGGAGAGCAUUAGGCUUCAGUGUGCAGUGGAGGGGCUCAGACACUACCAGACAGAUGGAUCCUCCAAGCAUUGUGCUGAUUACAGCUACCUGGUGAUGCAGAACACAAAGCUCCUGCGGGCACUGGAGGAGUUACAGCACUGCUGCACCGGCCUGAAGGAGGAAAACUGCCUGCUGCGGAAGAGCUACUUUCCCGAGACUGAGGAGAAGGUGAAGCACUUGAAGAGAAAGAAUGCAGAGCUGGCCCUGAUCGCAAAGCGUCUGGAGGAAAGAGCAAGAAAACUGCAGGAAGCAAACCUCAAAGUAGUAAAUGCUCCAGUGGCUAUGAAGGGCUCCAGCCUAGAGCUGUGUAAAAAAGCAUGCGCCCACCAGCGUGCCAAGGACCUGACAGAACAGGCCAGUGCCCUCCUAGCAAAAGAUAAACAGAUUGAAGCUUUGCAGCAUGAGUGUCGGGAGCUACAGGCGAAGAUCACAGCUGGGAAGGAGGGCCCUCAUUGCCUGAACCUCCUAGACUUUGAUCACUUGUUGCGGGAAUCUCAGAAGGAAGUGUUACGGUUACAGAGACAGAUUGCACUGAAGAAUUUCAAGGAGUGUCUCCAGUCCUCUAAAACUGGUUCAAAAAGCUCUUCGUCAAUUGCUGCCAAUUGCUUGGGACCAUCUGUGACAACUCUAGAUACCAGCAUAAAUUAUUCAUCUCUAUCAAAGGGGGUGCAAUUAGGAGAGCCAACACUAGCAAUGGAAGCACAUAGGAAGGUGGAGCCAGGAGUGCUACCUUUGGGACAUGCCUCAGAGGAGUAUGAGAACUUUCCUCCAAAAAGUGUGGUAGCAGACCCAGAGAGCAGUCAGCAAACACAGCAAUUGGAAUUUGAGCUCAGGAAAAAGCGUAAAAAAUGUGAAAACCUUGAACAUGAAGUGAGGAAAAAGCACAAAAGAUGCAAAGAAUUGGAAAUCCAGCUGCAGGUGGUGCAGGGUGAAAAUGCACGACUGGCUCAGGAGAACACUCAACUGAAUGGGAAGGCUGAAUGGGCGCGACAGGUGGAAUCUGAAAAUGCCGACCUGAAGUUGCAGGUUGUUUUAGUUACUAAGGAACGGGAUUCUGCUCUUCAGAAGAGCCAAGGACUCCAAACCAAGCUGGAGAAUCUAGAGCGGGUGCUGAAGCAUAUGAGAGAUGUGGCUGAGCGAAGGCAGCAUCUGGAGGCUGAACACAAGGAAGCCCAGCUAGCACUGCAGGAGAAACAAGAGGAAGUCAGAUGGUUGCAGCACGCCCAGGCAGAGGCAAAAAGGGAACAUGAAGGAGCAGUGCAGCUACUGGAGAAUAACUUGGAUUGCAUGCAGGCCCAGGUGAGAGAUCUGGAGGAUCAGUGCCGCAGCCACAUCGAACAGUUCAGCCUCCUGUCUCAGGAACUCAAACGAUUCCAGCUACAGGCAGGGAAGACUGGCCCUCUGACCUCAACAUUGGUGACUUCUGAGCUCCCGCUCAUGCCCUGCUGUUCCAUCCCUCAAUCCCAGUGCCGCCAAUGGGAGAAGGGUAACUGCUAUCCAGAUGUUGCCCCUGCACGUCCUGCUCUUCAGUGCACUGAGAAGAUUCAUGAUGAAAGGAGUAAAGAGCUGGAAUCGUUACCUCAGAUCCCUGAUCCCAUGUCUAGUGUCAUCAAAAUUCCAGCCUCAGGUGCUGCUGCCACGUCUCAGAAGCAAGUCAAGAGACUGGAGUCCCAGUCAAGCUCUUCGAAAUCAGAAUCCAUGCAGAACAGUCUCAACUUCUGCCCCACUCCAGAGGUGGACACUGCAAGUGAAAUGGAAGAACUGGAUGUUGAUAGCAUCUCUUUGAUUCCAGAAUCAGAGAGCCAAGGCCCUGCAAAACUCCAAGUCUUCCUAGCUCGUUACAGCUAUAAUCCUUUCAAUGGUCCUAAUGAGAACCCGGAGUCAGAGCUCCCACUGACUGCUGGAGAGUAUAUUUACAUCUAUGGGGACAUGGACGAGGAUGGCUUCUUUGAAGGGGAGCUAAUGGAUGGCAGGAGAGGGCUGGUCCCCUCCAAUUUUGUUGAACGAGUUUCAGAUGAUGACCUCAUGACCUUUCUGCCUCCAGAGGUAAAUGAUCUCACCCAGAGCUCGCACCAUGAGAGGAGCUUUGUCGGUGCAAGUACUAGCAGUGGAGAGAGAAGUGAUCACUCUGCUGACGAGGCCAGUGUCAGUCCAUUGCCUAGCAGACCAGAAGACCAGGAGGAGCCUGUCACUCACACAGCAGUGCCUUACCCGAGAAAGCUGACUGUGAUCAAACAGCUCACCAGUGGCAUAGUUGUAGGCUGGGAGCCACCACUUUUGCCAGUUGGCAGUGCAGACAUACAGAGCUAUAAUGUAUAUGUGGAUGCAGAGUUAUACCAGAAUGUGAAGAGUGGCUCUCAAACGAAAGCUGUGAUCGAGAAGCUGGACUUGGAGCUGAAAGCCUAUCGCAUCUCUGUGCAAAGUGUGACAGAGCAAGGAAGCUCCGAUAAGCUGCGGUGCACUUUUUGUGUAGGGCAAGAUUUCUGCAUAGCACCAACGCUGCUGAAAAUCAGAAGCAUGACAGCGACCUCAGCAGAGGUUACCUGGCUACCAUGCAACAGCAACUACGUUCAUGCAGUGUACCUCAAUGAGGAAGAGUGUGAUACCACAAAGCCAGGUGUCUACUGGUACACUUUCCACAGCCUGCGCCCUAGCACUCAGUACGUUGCCAAGGUGGAGGCCCAGCCCCCCAGGGUGCUCUGGGAGUUGUCCCAGGAGAGGCGUGAGCAGAAGUCAGCAGCGAUACACUUCACUACUCCCUUAGCAGGAACUCCUGAUGCACCACUUGAUGUCCAAGCAGAGCCUGGCCCCUCAGCAGGCAUUCUGGUUAUCAGUUGGCUACCUGUCACCAUUGAUGCAGAAGGCUCAUCGAAUGGGGUCCGAGUUACUGGCUAUGCUGUGUAUGCCGAUGGACAGAAGGUGAUGGAAGUUGCAUCUCCAACUGCUGGCAGUGUCCUCGUGGAGCUGUCCCAGCUGCAGAUGUUCCAGGUGUGCCGGGAGGUCUCUGUGAGAACUAUGUCUCUGUAUGGAGAAUCCGCUGAUUCAGUGCCAGCCCAAAUCCCCUCAGCGUUGCUGAAAGCUUCCAGAUAUUCCUCACUAUCACAGGCUGUUGUUUCUACCAGUCUUCCUUCCAGACUGAUCUGUGGGGAACCCAAGGGCUCUCAUCCCAAGCGAAUGCCAGUUACACACUGCACAGCUCCGCUCUUCCCUCCACAGAAGUGUUCCACUGACAGUUCGGAUGCCAAAUUCACUGUCCACACCACUCCCAGCUGUGACAGCUCAGUGAAUUGUCUGCCAGGGAAGAUCUUCCCACACCUGCACCUCUCCUCUCCCCGGGUUUCCUCGGUGCAAGUGAUGGGCACAUCAUCCCCAGUUUCAGACACUGUAAGAGAUGAGCAAUGUCUGACUUCCCUUCCGCAGCCUGCGGAAGUGGGCGAAGAACCGGAGCCGUCGAGGGCAGCAGCAUUGAAGGGCCAUGGUGAAGACAUCCAGGCACAGGGGACGGAGGAGCUCUCUGUAAGCAACGGACCUGAGCUAGAAAGCAGUGACGUGAAGAUGCCCCUGGAGACCUGCCACGUGUGCUUGGUGGAGGAGCAGUUGAAAGAGUCAACCAUUGACAGAGAGAGGAAGGCAGAUGAGCAGUGCUUGAGUCCAGAGCCUCAGCUCUCCACCCAACAGGCUGAGCUGGGUGUGGACUGUUGCAGAGACUCAGAUAGGACUGGAAGCUCUGUUCAGGAAUUCCUAAGAGUGUCCCCUGGAAAGAAACUGAUGAAAGAAACUUCCCGAGGAGACUCUUCUCUGAUGGUGCCCAAAGUCAAAAGAGAGCAGGAAGAGAAAAUAGCAGAAGCAGGAAAACGGCAGCUGAAUCUGCUUGCUGAGCACAGCCGCAGCUCUGACCUGUCAGAUAUUUUGGAGGAGGAGGAGGAGGAGGAGGAGGAGGAGGACCUAUGUUCAGACAUGCAGGGAAAGAAGCAGUGGGACCCAAGGGCUUACUGCAGCGGAGAGAACGGGGGAAAGCUGGAGCCUUGCGACACCGAUAGCGAAGAGGAAAUUCUGGAGAGGCUUCUGGAGCUCUCACAUCAGCAGAACUGCAGCAAGAAGUUAUUUAGCAUUCCCGAAGUGACAGAGGAAGAGGAUGAAGAGGAGGAGGAAGAAAAGUGUGUACAUUUGGAGAAGAGAGAAUCCCCACACUGCUCCCUGGAGAGAGAUCCAUACCAUGCAGAAAGGAAGGGGAUAUCCCAUCCCAUAAGUGCCCCUCGGGCAUUUCCAAACACAGGUGGUAAUGACACCUACCAAAAUCUUCCCAUGCAGGCUCCCCAAGAGGCUCUUAUCCUUCAGAAGACCAGAGAAGACUCUGACUAUGAGAAUCCUGCCUAUCUGGAGCUGAGCUGGACUCAGAAGAGGGGUAGCUGUAACUGGAGUUACCAGGAGAGUAGAAUGAAGCCCACUGCAGGCACAAGCCCCCAGUGGGGCAGAAAGAAAGGAGCUAAUUCUCAAGAAAGGGCCCAUGAUCUGCUUGAGGUGAGCAGGAAGAAACGAAGUGAUGUCAAAGAGCAUUGUAGUCGCCUGCUGAACACCUGCAGCCUGGCAGGAGGCAGCUUGUACAGAGCCCAUAGCCUCAGGGAGAACCUGAAUGUCGUAAGCAGUGCUAGUGGCAAGGAUGGGUCAGAAAUCUGUGGUCCUGCAAAACCAGGCACCUUUAGAAAAUCCCACAGAAAUUUAAUGCCUUCAGACCUAGCAGAGCCGGCUGCAUUGACAGCCCACUGCUUCAACACAAGGAACCUCGAGAUCAAUAUUGAAUAUGACUCUGAGGAAGAUCAGGAUCUGACCUUCCCUUCCAGCCCCGGGAGCAGUGAAUGGCCAGAUGGCAGUGUGGAAGGGUCCCAGACUGGCUGUGAAGGGUGGAGUGAUUGCUCCAGUCAGUCUGAGUGUGCCCACUCUGAUGAGAGAACCCUGCUGACUAAGCAAGAGUUUGGGGAAGAGGAGGGAAUGAAGUGGGCUGGGUCUCCAGGCCACCACCCACAGUUACAUUGCCCAGAGAAGGAGGCACUGAGGAGUGAAGGCAGCUCAGAGGAGCAAGGCUGGGAACAAGAGGAUAGUCCAGCUGGCUGGAGGAGGAUGCCGGAGCGCCCUUGGAAGGGGAUACAUGGUGCUGCGUUGCACGCAAGGGUCUGGGCUUCUGAUAAUGAAGAUCUGAGGUUACAGGAGUUACUUGGCUCACCAGCUUGGCAGACUCCAACCCGAAAAGGGAACAAGACCUUGAGAAGAAACCGAAUCUUGAAAUCUUCCAUCUCCGGUUCAGGCACAGAUUCAGACAACUCAGUGAGGAUAUUUGUGGCCCUUUUUGACUAUGACCCCAUUUCUAUGUCACCUAACCCUGAUGCGGCUGAAGAAGAGCUCCCAUUUAAGGAGGGGCAGAUUCUGAAGGUGUGUGGCAACAAAGAUGCUGAUGGGUUUUACAGAGGUGAAUGUGCAGGAAGGGCAGGCUACAUCCCUUGUAACAUGGUGUCCGAAGUUCAGGUGGAGAGUGAGGAAGUGAGGAAGGAGCUGUUAAAGCAAGGUUACAUUCCUGCUGCCACAUCGGUGGAAAGCAUAGGAAAUGGUACAUUUGCUCCACCUCCACGCCGCCUCACCGUCCCUCCUCCGAAACCCAGACGUGCCAAGAAAGCAGAGCUGGAGAAACAGGAAAACUACAAGCUUCAUCCAGGGUCCAGCUGGCAGGACCGUGGGGCUGAUCUGAUCACACCUAGGACCAUGGUGGCUGCUUUUGACUACAACCCUAGGGAGAGCUCUCCAAAUGUGGAUGUGGAGGCUGAGCUGACAUUUACUGCUGGAGACGUUAUCACAGUGUUCGGGUCCAUGGACGAUGAUGGAUUCUAUUACGGGGAGUUAAACAGACAGAGAGGCCUUGUCCCAUCUAACUUCCUGGAAGCUGUCUCUCUGGAUGGAGGAAUGGCUGACGGGCUUCAUUUGGAAAACCAAGACACGUGUGCAGUGAAUGCCGAGAGUCAGAUGAAUUUGGAUGGGCCUGCUGAACAGAAGGACCCCUGUCCUAACAUUCCUGAAGUGCCACCUUCCUGCACUCUCAUCUGUGACCCAAGUCCAGACCAGGCAUCACUAGAGACUCUUGAAUCAAGUGACCUGUCCACUCAGAGUAAAAAGAAAAGAAGCUUCUUCUGCAAGGGGAAAAAGCUCUUAAAGAAACUAGGGCCCAGUAAGAAGAACUAGAAAAGGAUGUUGCUGCUCUCCGUAGGCCUCUCUGCGGAGCCCAGACAGGGAGAUUUCGGACAAGUCCUCUGCAGCAAACUGACCACCGCAGAGUAUUGGAAGAAGGGAAGGUGAACUUUGAUUAUUGAAGACUUGAAAUGGCUCCAACCUUAGGCCUCCUUCACCUCAUCAUCACAUAGAGUCCUGCUGCUGUGGGACUGCACGCUCAGUAUAACGCGUGUCUGGGCAGAGGUAGUGCUGCUGCAGCGGGGGCAGUGCUGAAAGGGGCCUGGGAGCUGGGGCGCAGGUACCUCAGAAAGGGGCCUGGGAGUGGGGUGCAGGUACCUCGGAAAGGGGCCUGGGAGUGGGGUGCAGGUACCUCAGAAAGGGGCCUGAGAGCUGGGGCGCAGGUACCUCAGAAAGGGGCCUGGGAGUCGGGCGCAGGUACCUCGGAAAGGGGCCUGGGAGUUGGGGUGCAGGUACCUCGGAAAGGGGCCUGGGAGUGGGGUGCAGGUACCUCCGAAAGGGGCCUGAGAGCUGGGGCACAGGUACCCCGGAAAGGGGCCUGGGAGUCGGGUGCAGGUACCUCCGAAAGGGGCCUGAGAGCUGGGGCGCAGGUAUCCCGGAAAGGGGCCUGGGAGUCGGGUGCAGGUACCUCAGAAAGGGGCCUGAGAGCUGGGGUGCAGGUACCCCGGAAAGGGGCCUGGGAGUUGGGAUGCAGGUACCUCAGAAAGGGGCCUGGGAGUGGGGUGCAGGUACCUCGGA
Messenger RNA from Gopherus evgoodei (Goodes thornscrub tortoise), 7953 nucleotides. It is a transcript of the gene TSPOAP1, whose product is annotated as TSPO associated protein 1. The coding region runs from base 640 to 7209 and encodes 2189 amino acids. Lineage: Eukaryota; Metazoa; Chordata; Testudines; Testudinidae. The record is from RefSeq and is a predicted model, not a curated record. The transcript has 31 exons. Gene Ontology annotation, biological process: neuromuscular synaptic transmission. Gene Ontology annotation, molecular function: protein binding.